ACAAAGAACUAUCAACAACUUUUGCCGGCUUUUCUAAGCAAAAUUUUUACAAUUUUCACAGAAAUUCGAGCUGCAACGCUCCAAAAAUGAGUGCCAAGACAGAAAACGUGAGCCCAUUGAAUGAGGAACGCACGGGAAAUGUACGAGAAGUUGGUUCAGAAGCAGUUUGGAGUCUUUCGAGUUGCAAACCAGGAUUUGGCGUUGAACAACUCCGCGACAAUUCUACAGAGACUUAUUGGCAAUCUGAUGGACAAUUACCACAUUUGAUCAACAUCCAAUUCCCACGAAAGACAACCGUCAGUCACAUUUAUCUCUUUUCUGACUACAAACUCGACGAAAGUUACACUCCGAGUCGGAUUUCCAUCCGUUCAGGCACACAUUUUAACGAUUUGCAGGAAAUUGAGGUUGUGGAUUUGUGCGAACCAAGCGGAUGGGUCUGUAUUGCGGUGAAAGAUGUGCGAGAGAAGCCAAUUCGGACAUUUAUGUUACAAAUUGCGAUCAUCAGCAACCAUCAAAAUGGUCGAGACAGUCACUGUCGUCAAGUACGGAUUCACAGUCCAGCUGAAGGACGAAGAUAUCCGCUGGAAAUGUUUGGAGAAUUCUCGACUGUUGAUUUUCAGGCCUACAGUACUAUUCGUUAGAGCUUAAGUAACCAAGAUCUGUUAAGAAUUAGAUUAAAAAGUAGUUUUAAGUCGUUUUUUUUAUACAAAAAAGAAACUUUUUUCAUCAAAAAGUUGAAUUUCGAUAGAAUUCAGACAAAAAUCAACAG
Molecule: messenger RNA, 769 nt
Organism: Culicoides brevitarsis
Lineage: Eukaryota; Metazoa; Arthropoda; Insecta; Diptera; Ceratopogonidae
Gene: APC10
Product: anaphase-promoting complex subunit 10
Exons: 5
Coding region: 87-641 (184 amino acids)
Biological process (GO): protein K11-linked ubiquitination; anaphase-promoting complex-dependent catabolic process
Cellular component (GO): anaphase-promoting complex
Source: RefSeq, a predicted model, not a curated record